AUGGAAAGAGAUGGCAUCGGCGCCAAGGGGUCGUUUGGCAACAUCAUUGCUGUAGAAGGUCGCCACCAACUAGUAUCUACUCAGCUGCAACUUCUACCACAUUCCCCGCAGAUAUUGGUGUUACCGAGUAUCGAGGCAUACCUUGACUACGAUGAACUGCGCCAGCCCUCGAAGCCGAGAACACAUCUCACCCGAAUCCGCGAUGCCUUGACAAAACGGAAUGAGGAAGCUGCUGAGUUUAUUCGAGGUGCUUCCAGAGUAGACAAAAGACUUGUUUUCUUAGUUGGCGGUUCGGCGACGGCCCAGACGUUAUGUCUCAAAGCCCUGAUGAAAUAUGAAACUGAAGGAAACCGGCAGGAUGCAGAAGCUAUUUUAAGAACACUUUUUGAUGGUCACACGCGACGAUCGAGUAGCAAAGUUCAAGGCAUCUCUGUUAUAGCUGCCAAGCCUCGGAAGCGUAUCGAAAAGCCUGAGCCGAAAGAUCCGAUUCUCAAGGCGAUGCUCGCAGCAGAUGCCCUCGAUCGCAAGACAGCGGACCUUCAAGAAUCGACUGAUCUGGAUUUGACGUUACCAGGGCGAUCCAGAAGCCUAAGUCUUCCCAUUCUCGGAUUCUCAGAAGACGAUAACUCGGAUGGUGAAGGCGAGAUGACUCCUGUGCCAAUGCCGAAGAAGGAACCUCCACCUGUUCCGUCCAAAAAGGCGUCAGAUUCAACUUUGAAACGACCAACAUUCGCUGUCAUCAACUAUGAUUCUCCCAGCAAUGUAGCUUCUGACAAAGAUCAUGUUGACAUCGAUCCUGCCCAAGGCCCCUCCGAAAGACCUAGUAUCCAUUUAACGGUUACUACUAGUGGUGACGCGGUCUCUCCCAUGUCGGAUGCGUUUAGUAUUGCGACAUCUGACGGAAUAGAGUACGGACAGGCGUCAGUUCUCAAUUUGAAUGACACUCCCAUUGAAGAGACGGAUGGACUUGGAUCCAUGCUUGAGCCUGGCCAUCUUACAGACGGCCCCCGAACCGCGCCAACCAUUGGCUCCAAGUCUGAAUCUAAGCGGCCCAUGUCAUGCAUCCUAGUCACAGACAAUGUCGAUCCUCGUUCGAGUCGUCUUCAAUCAAUAGACCAACCGCGAACUAUUCUGGUUAAGUCAAAACAGCCAGUUGUACGGAUUAGCCCAGUGCCUAAGAGCAAGAAAAAGCCAUCAAUUAGUGAAGGAGGAGAACGACGACCUAAGCGUAGGUCGUCUGCAACACAACGAUUCCCCUGUUUUGCGGAUCUCGUCCUAUAUCUGAGUGAGGGCACGUCAGACGAUAUACUGGAAACGGCGUUGGGCAUAUGCCGUUCUAGCGUUGCACUUCCCACACACCCGUCGCCUAAUGGCUCGCCAACCUUGUCGAAGCGAGAAAGUUGCAAGACUCCAUCGCCGUCUGGUAUCCCACGACCACCGACGCCAGUGCAAACGCCUCCGCCAGCAGACGAAGGACGGCAUAAGUUCCAUCAUAUGAGCGUCCUAGAUACGCAGACACCGGUGGCCAUCCAAAACUCUAUCAGAUCAGUGCUAAGCACAUACUUCCCUCCGCAUUCGCAGGGAUAUAGACAGUGCCCAUUCCACUUCUUACCAGAUCUGGACGAGUUCUGGCAGCCGAUAUUUGGAGAUGAGGUGGAUUCUGACGCCACAGAAUCUCGCUCACUAAAACAGAUUUUGGCCAUUAGCCGGGAUCCUGAUGUGUCCAAGGAACGCUCCUCCCGACUUUUCAAGCUGUUGGAGUGUUCUGCCACAAAGGGCAGCCAAACUGGCCGGUGCACGAGAUUGGAUCUCAGAUAUCUCAUGGCCACUACAAUCCAAGCUUUCAAACCUCAGCCUCAUUCAACACACACCCUCGACGACCCUUUCAGAAACCCCGUUCUCCUCGCCAUACUGAUUCUUCCACAACUAGAGCGAUAUCUCUCCGUCCAUAGCGACAUUCGCUAUUUGCUCUUGGAACAUUCUCCGCAGCAUUUACCUACUGUGUUGGCCUUGCAAAAGCUAGCUGGUCUCGAUUUUGUCAAGGUAGCACAGGUUGUGAAUGCCAUUGACGACAACAAAAGUCCCUUUAAGCAACUGGACCUCGUUGACCCAGCCAACCUGGAUGACAACAAGUCGGUCAUGUCCAUCCACUCGUCUCUUGCAGCUUACUCGGAUGAUUCCACCUCCAACGCGAACUAUUUAAUCAACGCCACGGCGUCUGUGGACGAUGUAAGCGACUUUGCCGGUGUCAUUUGGAACUUAAACGAUACGUCUCAAAGACCAUCCAGCAAGCAGGCUAAGCAAGCGAGCAUGAGAAAGGCAGAACGAUCAGCCUCCCGCCGCGAUCUCGCUCCUCCUCGUCAAACUCGCCAUCCCAUUCGCUUCCCAAGCGGCAUAGUUGGACUUAGCACAUUCUUUGCCUCAUCCCCUGUGCCUACUAAUGGCCCGCCAUCGCCGACUCCAUCACUGCCAGAGUCAAUCCACACUGCACGACGCUCUCUCCGUGUCCGACCUAGUCAGCGCCCAUUCCAUAAACGCUCUGUCACUGACGAUGGUCUUUCUCUGUCCAACUUUGAUCUGUACGAGGAAGAGAGUGACUAUGACAUUGAAGAGGAGCGCAGGCUCAUGCCUCUUUUCAUGCAUCAAAAACCACGUACAGUUGAUACCCGCAAGGCGCUCAAGUUUCUGGGCAUUGAGUAA
Molecule: messenger RNA, 2700 nt
Organism: [Torrubiella] hemipterigena
Lineage: Eukaryota; Fungi; Ascomycota; Sordariomycetes; Hypocreales; Clavicipitaceae
Source: the annotation of a GenBank genome assembly